This is a messenger RNA of Plodia interpunctella (Indianmeal moth), 1444 nucleotides long. RefSeq lists its product as uncharacterized. Bases 211 to 1425 code for a protein of 404 amino acids. The transcript is spliced from 5 exons. Gene Ontology annotation, molecular function: protein binding. Lineage: Eukaryota; Metazoa; Arthropoda; Insecta; Lepidoptera; Pyralidae. The record is from RefSeq and is a predicted model, not a curated record.
CAUCACUCACUGUGUAUAGGUGGUAGUAGCGUAGCUGUAUUCAAUUCAUUGGUAAUUCUAUAACCUCUCAAAUCAGUCUUAACAAAUGCGUGGUGAAUCCGCGAAAUUAAAAUAAAUUGAAUGAGGUAUCUAUUACUUGUUACUCAAUCUAUUUAUUCAUAUUUAUAUACCAGACAAAAUACAACAGUAUAUAAUUAAAAAAUUCCCAGUAUGAAAUAUACUCAAGAGGAUACUCCACCAUCCUCAAUAAGUGGCGAUGAGAUCUCUGCGAUGGACGCAGAUGGAGUAAUGUAUUUAGAUGAAAUGGAAGAGAUACAACUUGAUGAAGAAAUGGAAGAUGAUGAGGAAGAUUUUGAAAUAGAGCCACCUGAAGACCACUCUGUUGUCAUGUUUGAUAAACAUAUUGGAUCUGUAUUUUGCUGUGAUUUGCACCCUCAUGGCAAAUUUGCUGUAAGCGGGGGAGAAGAUGACAAAGCUUAUGUUUGGUCUGUGGAGACUGGCCAAAUUGUAAUGGACUGUACUGGACAUAAGGAUUCUGUGGUUUUUGUUGGAUUCAGCUUUGAUGGCACUUAUUUAGCAACAGCUGACAUGAGUGGUGUCAUUAAAGUUUGGAAAUGUAAUUUAGAGGAAAAUAAACAGUUGCCAUGGCCAGUCGCUUUUGAGUAUGAAUCAGAUGAUCUUAGUUGGGGAACCUGGCACUUUGGAGCACAUGUGUUAAUUUGUGGUGCUAACAGUGGUGAAAUUUAUAUAUUCAAAAUACCAUCUGGCGAUACAAAGGUUUUGCAAGGCCACAAUGUUAAAGUUGAAUGUGGAAAGUUAUUUAAUGAUGGAGUUCGCCUGGCGGCUGGUUAUGAGGAUGGAGCAGUUAAAGUAUGGGACUUGAAGACAAGUUCAGUACUCCAGCAGAUUCCUAACAAUGUCCAUGGAAUCAGAGUGACAGCCAUUGACACCCACCAUGACAACAACUUAAUAGCCUCUAUAUCCACAGAUGGUAAAAUUGUUCUAAGUACAGCAACAAACGGCAAAGUAGUCGGGGAGCUCGAGACCGAAAAUGACUUGGAGGUCAUAGCUUUCUCCAAGGAUCCUCAGAUGGAUUACUUUGCUACAGGUACUCUAACAGGCGCUAUAAGUAUUUGGGAUGUACCGCGCCAAAUGAUACGAUACGAGUGUUCAAAAUCGGACGAGAAUUCGAUAGCAGGAGUUACGAAGAUGAUUUGGGUGGAGAACCGGUUGGUGGUAGGUGGCCUCGACGGUUCUGUGAGGGCUUAUGAAGGCAGGACCGGGGAACAGUGUCUAAUGUUAACAGGUCACAGGUCAGAAAUUUUGGACUUAUGCUACAACGUUAAACAAAAUAUUGUCCUUACCACUUCUGAUGAUGGUACGGCCAGGAUAUUUAAAUACGAAAUUAACAAAGACAAAGAUUAAUAAAAUUUGUAUAAAAACA